GCUUUCCCUUCGUCACUUGUGUCGAAUCCCAUUAAUCAAAACAGCAAAAAGAAUUUCAAAGCGAAGGCACCACAGGGAACUGUUAAAUUCGCCACCGAGACGGAUAAAAAUGAAGAUCACGGCGUUGUUGGUGCUUAAAUGUGUCCCCGAGGGAGCCGAUCCGGUCAUCUUAGCGAAUGCAUCUGACGUCAGCCGUUUCGGCUACUUUCAACGUUCCAGCAUCAAGGAGUUCAUCGUCUUCGUCGGUCGCACCGUUGCCAAACGCACUCCGCCGUCGCAGCGUCAGUCGGUUCAACACGAAGAAUACAAGGUGCAUGCUUAUAAUAGAAAUGGGCUAUGCGCGGUAGGAUUUAUGGAUGAUCACUAUCCAGUUCGGAGUGCGUUCUCACUUCUGAAUCAGGUGUUAGAUGAGUAUCAGAAAAAUUUUGGCGAUUCAUGGAAAACUGUCCAGGCAGACAGCUCUCAACCAUGGCCCUAUCUGAAUGAAGCUUUGACCAAAUUCCAGGACCCUGCAGAGGCUGAUAAGUUGUUGAAAAUUCAAAGGGAAUUAGAUGAAACCAAGAUUAUCCUUCAUAAAACUAUUGAUAGCGUGCUUGCACGGGGUGAGAAGUUGGACAGUUUAGUUGAUAAGAGUUCAGAUCUUAGCGCAGCUUCGCAGAUGUUCUACAAGCAGGCAAAGAAAACAAAUCAAUGUUGUACCAUACUGUAAGUGCAUUGAGGCAAGGCAUGUUUAUCCUGAAAUGGCCAUAUUCACAUGGCAAAAGGGUGAUCAUAAUAUGUUUAUAUCAUUUAUCAAUUGUUUGGUUGGAAGAUUUGUGGUUUUCAUCUUCUGGGUGUUAAACUCCACAAAUCUUUCGUGUUUUAGUACUUAUACGCUUCCUGCCCUCAAACGUAGCUUGUGACCUUGUGUAUGUGAUUCUCUUGUUCUGAUUAUACAGUAUAUGCCUAUGUUUUCUGUA
This is a messenger RNA of Mangifera indica (mango), 959 nucleotides long. RefSeq names its product VAMP-like protein YKT61. Gene Ontology annotation, biological process: endoplasmic reticulum to Golgi vesicle-mediated transport. Gene Ontology annotation, molecular function: SNAP receptor activity. The transcript is spliced from 6 exons. The coding region runs from base 110 to 709 and encodes 199 amino acids. Lineage: Eukaryota; Viridiplantae; Streptophyta; Magnoliopsida; Sapindales; Anacardiaceae. The record is from RefSeq and is a predicted model, not a curated record. Gene Ontology annotation, cellular component: Golgi apparatus; membrane.